Molecule: messenger RNA, 1245 nt
Organism: Trichoderma asperellum CBS 433.97
Lineage: Eukaryota; Fungi; Ascomycota; Sordariomycetes; Hypocreales; Hypocreaceae
Source: RefSeq, a predicted model, not a curated record
AUGCUGCUUUCAGGAGCAAACAGGCUGUACCUCCGUCGAAUACUUCGCUGGCGAGUGACGAGGAUCGCACUACUUCUUCUAUUUGUGAUCAACAUCUUUGAUAUUCUGCGAAUACAACGUGACAUCGUCCAUGGAGACCGAGAACACAGGCUACGCAGCGGCAGCGGCGCGGUACGACGGCGCGAGAGGAUAUACAUUGCGAGCAUGCAUUGGAACAAUGCAGAGGUGUUGAAGGACUACUGGAACGAUGCGGUAAUUAAGCUUACUGAGACAUUCGGCGCCGACAAUGUGUUUGUGAGCAUAUACGAGAGCGGGAGCUGGGACGACAGCAAGGAAGCUCUACGAAUGUUAGAUGCAGAGCUUGAAAAGAGGAACGUACCGAGACGGGUCGAGGUAUCAGAGACCACGCACUACGACGAGAUAACGAAGCCGGAGAAAGAGAGAGGCGAAGGGUGGAUAGACACAUCGAGGGGAAGGGAAUUGAGAAGGAUUCCAUAUCUAGCGAAGCUGCGAAACAAAACGAUACAGGACUUGAUUGAGUUGAGCAAGAAGGGAAUCACGUUUGAUAGAGUGCUGUUCCUCAACGAUGUGGUAUUCACGGUUGAAGAUGUGUUGACGUUGAUGGACACCAAUGGCGGAAACUACGCCGCAGCAUGCUCCAUGGACUUUUCGAAGCCUCCGCUAUACUACGAUACCUUUGCCCUACGCGACAUCGAAGGAAAUGCGCAUGUUAUGCAGACAUGGCCAUAUUUCAGGUCCAGGACUUCCAGGAAUGCAUUAGUGAACCACUUGGACGCUGUUCCAGUGACCAGCUGCUGGAACGGCAUAGUCGUCAUGCCCGCUGAGCCCUUCGUCUCGUCGACGCAACUUCGCUUCCGUGCUGUCCCCGAUUCCCUCGCCGCUCACCACCUAGAGGGCUCCGAAUGCUGCCUCAUCCAUGCCGAUAACCCUCUGUCCAGGACAAAAGGCGUCUAUCUCAACCCACGAGUGAGAGUAGGUUACAAUUACCCGGCGUAUGCAGCGACACAUCCUGCCACGAAGGCCUGGGUGUCUCCGUGGGAUAUCUUCACUGGCCGGUGGGUAAAUAGAAUAAGGAGAUGGACGUCGUGGACUUUUGAUUCGUGGGUAGUGAGGUGGAGAGUAGGACGCUGGGAGAAGGAGAAGAAAGGGAAUCGCGAGCCUGGUGAGUUUUGUUUGAUCAAUGAGAUGCAAGUGUUGGUCCACAACGGGUGGGCUCAUGUGUGA